AUGACAGACAUGACCGACAUGGAAGACAUGACAGACAUGACAGACAUGACAGGUAAAGGACCCGAGACGGUCUUCGCCGGACAGAAGCUCAACGACAACGAGUGGCACACGGUGAAAGUGGUGCGCAGAGGAAAGAACCUCCAGCUCUCUGUGGACAAUGUGACGGUAGAAGGCCAAAUGACAGGCGCCCACACCCGUCUGGAGUUCCACAACAUUGAGACGGGCAUCAUGACCGAGCGCCGCUUCAUCUCCGUGGUGCCCUCCAACUUCAUCGGUCACCUCCAGGGCCUGACGGUCAACGGUGUGCCUUACCUGGACCAGUGCAAGAAUGGCGACAUCUCCUACUGUGAACUCAACGCCCGCUUCGGCAUGCGCCACAUCAUCGCCGAUCCGGUGACGUUUCGAACGAAAGCGAGCUACCUGGCGUUGGCUACUUUGCAGGCCUACGCCUCCAUGCACCUCUUCUUCCAGUUUAAGACCACCACGUCGGACGGCCUGUUGCUCUUCAACUCUGGGGACGGCAGCGACUUCAUCGUCGUGGAGCUGGUCAAAGGCUACGUCCAUUACGUCUUUGACCUUGGUAACGGUCCGUCGCUGAUGAAGGGCAACUCGGACAAGCCGCUCAACGACAACCAGUGGCACAACGUGGUGGUCUCCCGGGACGCCAACAACGUGCACACGCUCAAGAUCGACUCACGCACCGUCACCCAGCACUCCAAUGGAGCCCGCAACCUGGAUCUCAAAGGGGAGCUGUACAUCGGUGGCGUGGGGAAGAGCAUGUACAACAGUCUGCCCAAGCUGAUCGCGUCCCGGGACGGGUACCAGGGCUGCCUGGCCUCAGUGGACCUCAACGGGAAACUACCAGACCUGAUCGCAGACGCCCUCCACAGGAUGGGCCAGGUGGAGCGAGGCUGCGACGGACCUAGCACCACCUGUACGGAGGACUCCUGCUACAAUCAGGGGGUGUGUCUCCAGCAGUGGGAGGGCUUCUCCUGCGACUGCACCAUGACGUCCUAUGGAGGCUCCUUCUGUAGCGACCGUGAGUACAACAUCGCCGUGCUGGGUUGUGUGAAGGUUGUGAAGGUUGUGUGA
Molecule: messenger RNA, 1092 nt
Organism: Salvelinus namaycush (lake trout)
Lineage: Eukaryota; Metazoa; Chordata; Actinopteri; Salmoniformes; Salmonidae
Product: neurexin-2-like
Exons: 7
Coding region: 1-1092 (363 amino acids)
Source: RefSeq, a predicted model, not a curated record